AUGCUCCAGAAUGUCAUCGACGGUGAGGAGUCCGGGGGACGGCUGGACACACACGGCGAAUUUCUACACGUGCUUCUCUGUGUGCAUGCAGAUCUCCGUCGUUCGACGGACAGAGAGCGACGGCAAUACGAUAAGCGCAUCGAGGAGCUCGAGGCGCAAAGAGACGACUACAAGAGAGAGAGGGACGCCUACAGACGUGAGCGAGACGCUGCAUUCGACAAGCUCAGAGAACUUGAGGCCAAGAUUGCUGCCGAUGAGCAGGCGCACAGCAACGUGGCUCGGACAGUUGUGCACGACGGCGGCCUCUACCACGGCUCCAUCCGCAAAGUGGGCGGCACCGAGGUGCCCCACGGGACGGGGCUGCUGCGAUCGCUGGACGGCGAGAGAAAGCGCUAUGAGGGCGAGUGGAAGGACGGCAAGCACCACGGCAAGGGCAAAGAGUUCAGCCAAGACAGAGCCGUCUAUGAGGGCGAUUUCGUGGAUGGCAAGCGAGAAGGUCACGGUGAGGAGUUCAUCAACGGCAAGGUGACCUACAGGGGCGUGUGGGUCAGAGGGGAGAAGAAGGGAGCUGUCGUGGCGACGGGCAUGUGGUGGGAGGGCCAUUUCUAUCAUGGUCCCACACUCGAUGGCAGACCUCACGGCGAGGGGGAGCUGCGGGACCACCAUGACAAGAUCGUCUAUAAGGGUCAAUGGACUAGCGGCCGUGGCCAAGGCGAGGAGUUCGACUCACAGGGCCGGGUGAUUUACAGGGGCGAGUGGGCGGACGGCAAGCGGCACGGUCGUGGAAAGGCACUCGACGAUGCAGGAAGGGCUACCUAUGAGGGCGAGUGGACGGACGGCAAGCGACACGGACAGGGCAAGGCCUACUACAACAUCGGUUAUGGUCCUGUGUUGUGGUUCGAUGGCGAAUGGCGAGAGGGCCUGGCCCACAGCGGCACCCUCUUCCCUGACGGUGACCGCUGCGGACUGAAGAAUGCCGACGGCAUCCCUCGCUAUCCCAUCACACCCAUUCGAUGGCAGGCCGGACAGAAGAUACCCAACACCAAGCUGCCUCCCAGCACAUAUGAAUUGCAUCACUUGCUGCAGAGUCAGGGUCUGUCGGGGUAUUUCCCUGCUGGUGCACUGUGA
Vitrella brassicaformis is the source of this 1128-nucleotide messenger RNA. Lineage: Eukaryota; Vitrellaceae. The record is from the annotation of a GenBank genome assembly.